Molecule: messenger RNA, 4316 nt
Organism: Thecamonas trahens ATCC 50062
Lineage: Eukaryota; Apusomonadida; Apusomonadidae
Exons: 2
Coding region: 1-4299 (1432 amino acids)
Molecular function (GO): protein binding
Source: RefSeq, a predicted model, not a curated record
AUGGUGCAGACAGAGGUGGGCGGGAGCCCAUGUGAGGACCUUCAAGCAGCUGGUGGCGCCGUUUACGUUCGACUGGGCGGCUCGACCGAUGCGAGCGUGAAGAACGAGAGCCGGUGGAACCCGGUCGAUCUUGCGACGGGUGUGACAAUUGCUGGCGAGUGUGGAGAAGAAGAUAACCCUGUCGCUCUCCGCAUCCAUCAUGGGACGUACACGCUGAUGGUGCCGCUGGCGCUGCCGGGCCACACGGCUCUCGACGGCGGAUAUGAGGAGCUGGGCAGCGGAAGUGGGCGCUGGCGCAAGUCUACCCAGCUCACCACCCGCCUUCAUCGGACUGGGCCCAGCAUGCACGAGGUAGUGGUUGGUGAGCAGUAUGCGUAUGUGGCUGUGGAAGCCGUUGGCGUCUCCGGGUGGCGGCUGCAAGAUCUGGUGGUGACCAGCGGGCCGGCGCCGCCUGGUCCAAGCUACGGCGUCUCGACGUACGGCGUCCACGUCAACGGCGCGUCGAACUUUGCGAUUGUGCGGUGUGACAUCCGGCCGGGCGAUGCGAGUGAUGGAGGGCCUGGCGCGCAGGGCGCGGCUGGGAAUCCUGGCUCACCUGGCCUGCGGGGUUCCCAGGGCCAUGCGACAGAGAACUCGGGCUUUGGCGCCGGUGCCGAUGGCGGCUCGGGAUCGACGUCGACAUCCAAGGGUGGCACUGGCGGGGCCGGCGGAAGUCACAACGAGAUGGCUAGCGCGGCAGGAGGCAGUGGCGGAAUCGGCGGUAAGCACUAUGACGGUGGCGUUUGGGGGAGUGUCGGCGAUGUGGGGAGCAAAGGCGCCGAUGGUGUCGACGGUAGUCCUGGCCUUCCUGGCCAGGAAGGCCGCCACUCGAACGGCUACUGGUUUCUUUUCCAGGGUGGCGAUGGCGAGCGUGCUGGUGGUGGUGGUGGUGGCGGCGGCGGUGGUGGCGGAGGAGGCUACGAGUCGUACGAUCUCAACCCCACUGUGCAAGACGGCACGGGUGGCGGAGGUGGCGGCGGGGGCGGUGGGGGUAGCGCCGGAUUUGGCGGCAAAGGUGGGCUCGGCGGAGGGUGCUCAUCGGCUGUGUACGUGGCAAUUGGGUCUGGCGGCGUGCUCGCCGAUCUCAAUGCUGAGCCUGGGUCUCCCGGUCAGGGUGGACCUGGUGGGCCGGGAUCGCCGCCUGCGCCAGGCGGUCUAGGUGGAUUGGGUGGGUUUGUGCCUGACGGCCUUGCCGGGCCCGGUGGGCGAGGUGGUGACGGAGGAGCGUCCGGCACCAGUGGCCCGGGUGGAGUCGGGGCAGUUGGCCUCGCCGAAGACGUCACCGAUCGCAACGGUGGCAUUGUACAGGUCCAGGGCGUGCUCCAGUAUGACUUUGCGAGUGAGCUUGACGUGACAUUUCCAGUCACGCCGCUUUGCGCUGGCACCGAAAUCAACAUCACCAAGUCGGACAAUUCGCCGUGGGUGUGGUCGUCCGGAGUCGUGGUGUUGGCGUCCACGCCGGAAUGGGCUGUGGCAGCAUUUCCCAGUCUCGGCCACCACAGUGUGCAGACGGCUGCCGCGGUUGUCCGUGACGUGGUGCAUGUCGCUGAGGACUCGCCUCCGCGCGUGAUUGUGACUCAAGGCAUUGCCGCCGAUCUGGGCGAUGUGCGGAUUGCCGGUGUCGGCACCCGGCUCAACGUCUCACUGGCAACAGUCUAUCCCGAGUUCCAGGCCGGAUACUCUUGGGAGCUGUCAGGUGACAUCUGCUCGGGCUCGGUUCUCACCGAGUCGAUCACAGGGCUCGAGCUCGCCUCGCCGGGAUCGUGCUCCAUCGUGCUGCGGGUCGGGACCGAGCGGUGCGGAAGCCUAGCGGCGGCGGCGCUGGUCAUUGCAACCGAUGUUGAUCCAGGAACUACAACAACGACGGCGACUGAAGGCCACGUCAUGCCUGCCGGCAACACGUGGGCGUUUUCGUUGACGACCCGCAACAAGGCCGGCAUCCUCAUCUCUAACCCGGCCAACGUGGUCGGUCUCUAUGACGUCGCCCUUAACCUCGAGGCCGGACCCGUGUCGGCCGCCAGCUUUGCAGGCGCUGGCGUGCACGAUGUGACGUUUACGACGACAGUACCUGGUACGUACACGCUCUCACUGCGCGUCAAUCUGGUGCCAUUGGCGACGAAUCCGUACACACUUGUAGUGCAACCCGGGCCAACGGACGCGGUGCAAAGCAGCGCUGGCGGUCCCGGACUCGUUGUGGCGGUUGUUGGCGAGCUUGCCACGUUUGAGGUUGUGACCCGCGACCGGUUCGGCAACGCGCGGCUGAGCGGCGGUGACGUGCUCUCGGCGCGGAUGGCGUCGGCUGAUGCCGAGGCCGCGGUCGACUGCGUUGACACCCAAAACGGCAGGUAUGCGUGCUCGUACACAGUUUCGGACGGGGGGGCAUACCUGCUGUCGGUCAGCAUUGGAGCGGUGCCUCUUCCCGGCUCGCCGUGGGCGCUCGAUGUGCUGGCGGUGUGCGCGCCGGGCUUUGUGGAGCUGACGCCGCUGGGUCCAUGCGUCAUCUGCGACGUCAACACGUACGCGGCGACGGUCUCCGAGUGCCUGGCAUGUCCAGCCAACACACGGUCAUCGAUCGGCUCGGUAGAGGUGGGCAACUGCACGUGUGCUGUCGGCUACUUUGAUGUGGAGGCACGAGUCGGCGUGGCGUGCGCCGAAUGCCCGAACGGCGGGUUGUGCGCGGGCGGGACGAAACAGCCGACGGCACAGCCCGGUUACUACCCCGGUGAGCCUGGCCAGUUUCUGCGGUGCUAUCGACGCGCGGCGUGUGCCGGCGGUGCUGCCCUGUGUGCGCCUGGCUAUCGCGGGUACAUGUGCAACACGUGCGAGGACCGUUGGUACUCUGCAGCCGAUGGUGCGUGUCGCAGGUGCCCAGACAUUGCUGUUGUGACGUUUUCAAGCUUUCUUGUCGGCGCAUUGAUUGUGGCGAUUGCGCUGGCGCUCGGUGUCGGCUGGUUUGUCUCGCGGGCAGCUGGCCAGGAGCAAGGCGGCGGAAAGACGCUGGCGGCACAUGUCCGCAAGUUCAGAACGGUGGUCUUGCCGGCAUCGCUCUCGAUGGUUGUCUUUGCCUUUCAGGUGGUGAGUGCUCUUGGAAGCGCCAAGUUUGGGUGGAGCAAGCGGGCGCGACAGGUGCUAGGUGCGUUUGAUGUGGCGAACCUGGACAUUGCGUACGGCUCGCAAUGCGUGCUUCGCUCGUUCUACGCCAAGUACGCCAUGACUAUUGUUGUUCCGAUUGUGGUCUUUGGGCUCACCAGCGCUCUGCUUAUCGCUCUGCGGGCCGUGUCGGGCAUGAGGCCAUUUACGCGAUUUGCACCGCUCGGCAACAUCUCCAUCCGUGUCUUGCUUGACAUGCUUACGUUCUCACUCGGGCCGGUGGCAUACCUUCCGCUCUCCAAGCUCGCGCUCAUCAUCUUUGACUGCACCCGGAUGCCAAACGGCAGCUACGUCCUCGAUGCCGACCCCGGCUCGGCAUGCUUCAACGGCUCGUGGUGGAGUGUCUUUCCGCUCGGCGCUGCCAUGGUCAUUAUCUUUGUCAUCGGCAUGCCGGCCUAUUUCGCCGGCAUGAUGUACGCGUCGUCGACGACUCUGUUCGAGCCCGAGACGACGGCGCGACUCGGAUCGCUCUACCGGCUCUACCGCAAGGCGUACUACUGGGGCGAGGUGGCAAACUUGAUCAAGCGACUUGUCCUCGUGUUGGUCCUCCUCUUUGUCUCCGAGUACCAGCUGACACAGAUUGGGCUGCUACUGGGCGUGCUCGUGGGCAACGUGGUGAUUCUCGCGCGCAUCCAGCCGUACUACAACCCGCUGUACAACAACAUCGACCUCUGGCUGCAUGUUGUUCUGGUGGGCGUGCUUGUGGUCGGCGGUGCUUAUCUCGAUCGCCGCGAUGUGGCAGUCGACUCGACCGUUUUGCUUGUCAUCCUCUGUGUCAUUCUCGCGGUGCUGGUGAUGGUGAGCUUGUGUGCCAUCGUUCUCGACCUGCGGCACAUCCGGCGGUCGCGGUCGAACGAGUUUGCAACAACCGAGAGCAGACACUCGCGGAUCGUGGCGAUGAUGACGACCGAGUUGCAUGACUUUGAAGCCGACGCCAACCUUCUUCGAGCAACUGGUCAGUUUCUUGCGGUUCUCGACGACACGGUGCAUCUGCGCGAGGUAGCCGAUGCGCGGCAGAGCACGCGGCAGCGGCCGAUGACACUCACCUCAAUCGAGCUUGAUGAGCUCAACUUUGCCCUUGAUGAGAACGAGUUUUCGGCCACGGAAUGAAUUAGUCACAUGCUUAC